CAGCUGAUUUUUGGGCCUUGGUUACCACACAAGGAGAGGCCCGUAAGGUCUCAGACCCCUUCGGUGAUGAAGCUUACUCGCAAACAGGUUUUGUCCCGAGCCAAAGCUUCGGAGCUGGAAAAUGUGAGGAAGCUGAACUGCUGGGGAAGUCGUCUUACUGAUAUCUCAAUAUUUCAUGAGUUGCCUAACAUUGAAGUUAUCACAUUGAGUGUAAAUAACAUACCCACCUUAGAACCAAUAAGCCACUGUCAGAAUCUGACGGAACUUUAUCUAAGAAAAAAUAAUAUAGCAAGCUUAAAUGAGCUGUACUACCUAAAACGGCUUUCCAGACUGAAGAUCUUAUGGCUGUCGGAGAACCCUUGCUGUGGUACAGAUCCUAAUAAAUACAGAAUGACUGUACUUCGAAACCUUCCCAAUCUUCACAAACUUGACAAUCAAGCAGUGACACAAGAAGAGCUUGCACAAGCCAUCAAACUGGGUGAGGAGAUAACAGCCCCUCCAAAUGAAAUUCUAAAUGCAGACAAUGAUAUCCAGUCUGAACCAGCCGCUGAUCAGGAUACUGCGGAAAACCGCACAGUGUCAGAAAAUGAUUUACUGAACUUCAGCAUGGAAGAGACAAACAAAAUUCGCCAGCAGCUAGGGAUGAAACCACUCCCCAGAGAUAAGUUUUCCUCUUUCUCACCUCUCUCGCCUUUGGAGACAGAGGGAAGCAGGAAAAAAAGGAAUAACAUUCUUAAUGCAGUUUUACUUCUGCUGAAAGAUUUGGACACAGAGGGGUUGGAAAUUGUUCAGCGAACUGCUUGUAAUCGACUGCUACAACUUCAGAAGAAAGAACUCCAACUGGAAAGCUAAAGGCCUUAACACUUUAAGUUGAUAAAUGCAUGUUUUAGCUGAGCCUAAACAUCUCAGUCAUACUUAUCACAAUCAAAACAAACAUUUGUUGUAAUAAAUGCUAAUUUAGAAAUAGAACUUACCUUGGAAAAGUAGCUUGAGAUUUUUGCUGUAUCGUUAUGAAAUCAUGCAACAAUACCACAAUCCAGAAACAAAUAUAGCAGUUUUUUUGUAGAAAAUUAACAUGUAGUUGUAUUCAUUAAACAUUUCUACCAGAAAUGUGCUGGUCUGCAUGUAGUGAUACUGUAUUUUUUGCCUACUUUGCAUUAUCCUUUGUUUAAUUCUACAAGUUUCAGAAGUAGAAUUCAGGAGACUAUAAUUUAUUCAGUUAGUAAUUUAAGGUCUUUUAACUGUCUAUUUGUUAAUACAUUCAUUAAGUCUUUUUUUUUUUUUAACAUUUCUUCUUAAAGGAUAUUUUAGGCAAAAAUGUUCUAUCAUGCAUGUGAAAAAUCAUGAGUCAGAUAUGUAUUUUUGUAUGAAAAAGGUAAAUUAAAGCUAUUUAAACAAAUAAAAACUAACAGAGAAUGCA
Messenger RNA from Bombina bombina (fire-bellied toad), 1420 nucleotides. RefSeq names its product cilia and flagella associated protein 410 (gene CFAP410). Bases 67 to 852 code for a protein of 261 amino acids. NCBI's taxonomy places the organism in Eukaryota, Metazoa, Chordata, Amphibia, Anura, Bombinatoridae. Gene Ontology annotation, molecular function: protein binding. The record is from RefSeq and is a predicted model, not a curated record. The transcript has 7 exons. Gene Ontology annotation, biological process: mRNA splicing, via spliceosome; cytoskeleton organization. Gene Ontology annotation, cellular component: U4/U6 x U5 tri-snRNP complex.